Messenger RNA from Artibeus jamaicensis (Jamaican fruit-eating bat), 684 nucleotides. It is a transcript of the gene COMMD1, whose product is annotated as copper metabolism domain containing 1. The transcript is spliced from 3 exons. Gene Ontology annotation, biological process: regulation of proteasomal ubiquitin-dependent protein catabolic process; positive regulation of protein ubiquitination; negative regulation of protein localization to cell surface. Gene Ontology annotation, cellular component: endosome. Lineage: Eukaryota; Metazoa; Chordata; Mammalia; Chiroptera; Phyllostomidae. Bases 14 to 583 code for a protein of 189 amino acids. The record is from RefSeq and is a predicted model, not a curated record.
GCCUCCUGUGACAAUGGCGGGCGAGCUUGAUAGUUGCAAGCUCCUGAGCGGGUUGCUGAGCGGCCUGGCCCAGAAAGACUUUCACGGGCACCCGGGUAUUACCGAGGAGCUGCUGCGGAGCCAGCUCUAUCCCGAGGUGCCACCGGAAGAGUUCCGACCCUUUCUGGCGAAGAUGAGGGGGAUUCUUAAGUCUAUUGCAUCUGCAGACAUGGAUUUCAACCAGCUGGAGGCAUUCUUGACUGCUCAAACCAAAAAGCAAGGAGGAAUCACAUCUGAUCAAGCUGCUGUCAUUUCUAAAUUCUGGAAGAGUCAUAAGACAAAGAUCCGAGAGAGCCUCAUAAACCAGAGCCGCUGGGACAGUGGGCUUCGGAGUCUGAGCUGGAGAGUUGACGGCAAAUCACAGUCGAGGCACUCAGCUCAGAUACACACCCCUGUUGCUGUAAUGGAGCUGGAAAUAGGGAAGAGUGGACAGGAAUCUGAAUUUCUGUGUUUGGAAUUUGAUGAGGCCAAGAUCAACCAAGUCCUGAAGAAGCUCUCAGAGGUAGAAGAAAGCAUCAGCACACUGAUGCAGCCAGCUAGCUGAAGAUGGAGUUUUUGAAGCAAAGAUGUUCAUGAUCCCUCCUUACUGACCUGUUUUUUUAAUAUUAUUCACCAAUUAGUAUUAAAUCCUCAAAUUCAAAUCUU